AUGACAACUUCAACCACCACUUCCAAUAGAUCAAUUAUAGUAUUACUUGGUGGUGGACAUGCAGCUGGGAAGAAAACCACCGCUAACUCUUUAAAGCAAGAACUCAGCAAGAUUCCUUCGACUAAUGUCGAUAUAGAGAUAAUUGAUAUGAAUCAAUUUAAAGAAGGUUGUAAUGCGUCAUCCAUAGACACAACCGAGUAUUAUAACCAGGGAAAAUCUGCUGCCAUAACGGUAUCAAAGGAGUUCCACCAUGACAAAUAUCCAAGCCUUAAACCUUCAAGAUUUCAAUUCGACAAACUCAAAGAGGUGCUACGCAGUAAGUUGUACAUUCCGGUUGACCAACCACAAAAGGUUCUUAUAGUUCACGGAUUAUACGCGUUAUACGAUAAGGAAAUUAGAGAUCUAUCCAAUAUCAAGGUGUUUAUAGACAGUGAUAGUGAUACAAGAUUAAUUCGUUGGAUAAGACGGGAUGUUCUUGAAAGAAAGACAAAUACACUUGAUAGUGUAAUAAAUGCCUAUCUUUUGGGAGCCAGAAGAGAAAUGAAUGAUUUCAUAUUUCCAACCAAGGAAUUCGCCGAUGUUAUCAUGCCCAAGGGAGCAAAUGAACCAAAUGACGCGGUUAAGUUAGUUAUUGACGGGAUAAUAUUGUACUUGACUGAUAAACGACCUGAAACAAUGUACUUACCAACCACAACUUCUAAUUACUUAAGACCCACUGAUGAAUUAAGUUUAGAAAAGGAAAGAUUUGAUAUUCAAAAGAAUAAAUUCUAUGAAUUGAAUUAA
Messenger RNA from Spathaspora passalidarum NRRL Y-27907, 783 nucleotides. Its product is annotated as putative uridine kinase. Gene Ontology annotation, molecular function: ATP binding; kinase activity. Lineage: Eukaryota; Fungi; Ascomycota; Pichiomycetes; Serinales; Debaryomycetaceae. The record is from RefSeq and is a predicted model, not a curated record. The transcript has a single exon. Gene Ontology annotation, cellular component: cytoplasm. Bases 1 to 783 code for a protein of 260 amino acids.